AUGUAUGAAAAACCCAAAAAAAAUCCAAAAAACAAUCCCUUUUCAGGCUCCAAAAAUCGAAAAAUCGACGUUCACGCGCAUGUCCUGCCAAAGAACAUUCCUGAUUUUCAGGAGAAAUUCGGCUACCCAGGAUUCGUGCGUCUCGACCAUAAGGAUGACGGUACUACUCAUAUGAUAAAAGAUGGAAAGUUGUUCAGAGUCGUAGAACCCAACUGUUUCGAUACGGAGACUCGAAUUUCCGAUAUGGAUAAGGCGAAUGUAAAUGUGCAGUGUUUGAGUACGGUUCCAGUGAUGUUUUCUUAUUGGGCAAAACCAGAAGACACUGAAGUCGUCGCUCGUUUCGUUAACGACGACUUGCUAGCUGAAUGCCAGAAAUAUCCGGACCGUCUGAUUCCACUUGGCACUUUGCCAAUGAAUGAUGUGCAGAGAGCAAUUCAGAAUCAGCUAGUCGAGACGCUUCGAAUGAGUAUAAUCAUGACUGGGUUCUGA
Molecule: messenger RNA, 489 nt
Organism: Caenorhabditis remanei
Lineage: Eukaryota; Metazoa; Nematoda; Chromadorea; Rhabditida; Rhabditidae
Exons: 5
Coding region: 1-489 (162 amino acids)
Biological process (GO): secondary metabolic process
Cellular component (GO): cytosol; cytoplasm
Molecular function (GO): carboxy-lyase activity; hydrolase activity
Source: RefSeq, a predicted model, not a curated record